Molecule: messenger RNA, 7798 nt
Organism: Didymodactylos carnosus
Lineage: Eukaryota; Metazoa; Rotifera; Eurotatoria; Philodinida; Philodinidae
Source: the annotation of a GenBank genome assembly
CUUAUUUAAGUCAAUUUCGAAUGUACAUGCCAUACAAUGCCAGAGACUAUGUAUAAAUGUUUAUAGAUGUCCUUAACAUUAGUCUAUUUAUUAUAAUAUUUUUCUAGGCUAGUUUACGUAAUGCAAUACCCUUUCUUCAAAAAUGUUUAUCCUUUUCAUCUAGUUCGAAUAGGUAAAGUCAAUACUAGGAAAUUUAGAAUAUGAUUGCGCUGUUUGUUCUAAUUUUAGGUAUCAGUUUUUGGUUUACAACGCGUCAGUUAUUUACUACAACUAUAUUCGACCAUUUUUACGUGAUACAUAUCGACAAUAUUUAUGCGAUAGUUUAAGAGAAGUUGUUGAUACUCUGACAACAAUCAAUGAUCCGGAUAUUUUAUGGCGUGCACAAUUAUUAUUAGAAAUUCAUCAAACAGUAUCGACUGAUCGUGAACAAAUGAAAAAUGUAUUUGAUCGUAUAAUGGCUUAUCCUCAACGAAGUGCUGUUCGAGGUCAGACAGCUAGAUACGAUUAUUUAAAUACAAAUACUCCAAGAGAUAGAUCUGUUCAAUUUUCAAAUGUACCAUCAAGAGACAACGAAAACAUACUAGCAGGAGAAACAAGUCAAUCAAAAAAUAUUGAUGGGAGUCGUACUACAUCCACUCAGAAGAAGGAUUUGAACUUGACGCCAUCAACAUCGUUGACACAACAAGAAAAACAUAGUUUAUUGUUGGAACUUGGACGUCUCUCAUUAUUAAUUCAUUAUACCGAUUUAACCAAAGUUGUUAUAGAUGCAUUAAUGACAAUUCGAUUAAAAGAAGCGGAUCGACAUUUAGAAGUAACACUACUUCAAGCAGAUUACUUAGUUAAACAUUUGGGUGAAAAUGAAGAAACAUACAUUAAAAGUUCAUUCGAUACUCGUAUGCGUGCUAUUGAAAUGUGUGAAGAAUCACUAGAAACACUAUUUCGUAUAUCUCAAUCUGAUUUAAUUCAAACGGCUUGUAUCUACAUUUGGAAUUUAUGUUUACCCUUAUUACAAACAAAUUUAAGAAAUAAAAUACGAAAACCAUUGACAACAAUAGCAAAUAUUUUGGAAAAAUUGCAAAGUUUAAAUUGGCAAUUACGAAGUCAAUUACACUUUGAAUUAGCAAAAAUCGAAGAAGAUAUUGAACAAUUAGAUUCAGCUAAAACAAAUCUUUUAAAGGCUCGUACAUUAGAUGAUCAUGAAGUCUAUACUGAACGUAUUAAUUUGGCUUUAGAUCGAUUAAAUGUACGUACCGAAUUAUAUAAACGUCCAGAUUCAGAUGAAGACAAAGUAGCUAUGAUUAUAGAACAAGCUGGAAAAGCAAGUGUUGGUGCUAAGUCAAAUCAACGUGCUCUACUUAUUGAAGCAUGUAAUUUACUUGCACCAGACGCAUUUAAUGUGGUAUUAGACAGUGAAAAUCCAAAUGCUAUUGGAAAAAUUCGUGCUAAUCCAACAGCACAAUUAAAAGGUUUUGCUGAACAUUAUGAAAAAUGUUUACAAAAUACUGUACACUAUGAAAGAAUUAUUGGAGAAACAAAUCAGGAUAAACGUUUGAAAUUGUGGGCUGAUUUAACUAUGAUUGCACGAAAACAAGAAAUAUGGGAUAUUUGUCGAACAGCAGCUCGUUUCUGUCUCUUACAUGAUACAGAUGAAAGACGAAAAUUAUUUUCAGAACAAACCGAAAAUAGUACAGCUGACAAAGAUGCCUCAUCUCUAUCUUUAUUUCAACGAGAUUUACUAAGAAUAUUGGCUGAGGUUCAUUUUAUUGCAGGAGAAGCACAAAUCGAAUUUAUUCGUAGUCGUGGUGUUGAACUAUUUGAUGUUCCGGUACGUCCACCCAUGCCAACUGUUCCCUCCGCAAGUAAAGUACAAGCACAAUUAGAAUCAGACAAUGAUUGGAAACAUUACUGUCAAUGGUUGAACAAUCUUUCAACAAAAGCGUGCAAUCAUUUUUCUCAAGGUGCUAACAUUGGCGUUUUACUAGCGGAAAGUUGGUUAAUCUGUUGUGCUGGUGAAUAUUUAUGGAAUUAUAAUCGACAUUUAUUUUAUUCGGAUAGACAUCGGAUAAUUAUUGAACAAUUAGUCAAUGUUGUCAAUGCUUUAAGAAAAGUUGGACAUGAAAGAGAAAUUCUUCUCGUUGUUAAUCUGUGUGUAGCAUUAGCUACUGCCUACAUUAUUCCAACACUGAAACCAGAAAUGGUUGAACCACCGGCAGAUGUACAAACAACUCCGGAAAAACCAAUUGUUGGAAAAAAAGGUGCCGGACAAAAAGAUACUAAAACAGAACAAAUACAACCGUCAUCAACAGCAAAAACUGAUGAUUUAAAAACAGCUUUAGAAAUAUGUGAAUAUGCUAUAAAUCGAACGAAUGGCGAACAUUCACUGGAUAUAAUUUCAAUUAAAGAUCGUCAACCAGUACUGCAAUUGUGGAUAACAAUAAAACAACUUUUACAGCAAAUACCAAAGAGUACAGUUAUUCUAGGAGAUGAAGAUGAUAAUCCAUCCAGUCAAAAUACAUUGAGUCGGGCUGUAUUAGCUGUUGAUGCUUUAUCCCGUUUAGAUAGUGGGUGGUCCGAUUAUAAAGAUGGUCUCGAUUUGAAAAAGACUGUAUCAUUUGUUGGUAGUUGUUCAUGGCCCGAUUCGUUAAUUGAAUUACAAUUAUGGUGUCGUCUAUCAAUAAUUGGAAAUCGAGCAAAUGAUGUUGAAGUAACAAAUUUGUGUCGUGAUAAGGCCCGAGAAAUAAUAACACUGUUUCAAACAAAAAAAGUUGACAAAUUUCAAUUAUCGUUAGCCAAUGAAUAUGUUGGACGAGCGUGCUGUGCACAUGCUGAAUGUCUUAUGAAAACUAUUGCUGGACAAAAGCAAGAUAGAAAAGAGGCACUGGGUAUAUUCGCUGAAGCAGCAAGUUAUGCAUCAAAAGCUGAACUGUACGAAUUGACGAUGCAUAUUGCUCGACAUUUUUGGAAUAAUUGUCGUCCGAUGAUACAACGAAAGCUCGAAAGAUGUUUAUUGAUGGAUUUGUUGAAUGAAUUAAAUCAUUAUAUUAAUUCUGUUUCUCCAAAGUCAUUAGCUAAAGAUUCAAAAGAUGAUCAGAGUAAAAUUAAUUCGGGUACUGAUAAAUCACAGGAUGUAAAAUCAACGAAAUCGAUAACAAAUGGAAAGAAAUCUGUUAGUGAUUCAUCUACAACCACAACACUAAAAAAAGAGAAAAGUCAAGUAGCUAACAUUGUAGAGGAAGAAGUGACCGCUAAACAAGAUGAUGAUGCAGCUGUUCGAUCGGCAUUUUAUGGAGUUCUAAUUCAAGUUUAUGUUGAUAGGCAUCAAUGGACCACAGCCAUUGAUGUAAUGGAUCAAGCACUAUCAGUAUUACCUCGUACAAAACAUCGACUUAUCAUUUAUAAAUAUCGAGUAUUAAUCAAAUCAAAACUAGGAUUAUCUAUCUCUAUGGAUAUUCAAAAGUUUCGAGAAGAAGGAGAAUCAUCACUAGCUAGAAUGUGGAGACAUGUUGCUCUUAUGGCUAAAACACGUAAUGCUGUCAUUCAAGCAUAUCAAAAUGCAAUUGGCACAUUACAAUCUCAUGAGACAUAUUGGCAAAAAAUAGAUUAUAUUAUUGAAUUAGCAUGUUGUUUAUACAGUAACGAAUACUUGAUAGAUAAUGCUGUUGAUUUAAUUGAUUGGGCUAUUGAUCUUUUAAUGACUUCAGAAAGAGCAUUAAAAGAAGAACAAACAAAUGAAAAUGGAGCUAAUGUUGAAGCAGGACAACAUUCUAAUAUGUCAAACAAACGUGAUACUCAAAUGGGUGAAGCUGGAAGUUUACCUGAUAUGGGUCAUAUUGGUCCAACAAAACCUUCUGCUCAAAUAUGUAGAAGAAACAGACCAGAAUAUGUUGAAUAUUUACAAAAAGCAUAUUGGUUUAUUAUGAGAUUAUGGCAGUGUGGUUUAAAUGAUUGUAUUGAAAUAACUAAACAAGUCGAACUUGAACAGCAGCAACAACAGGGGAAUUUUUUGAAAGUAGAUACAAUAACAGAUUCAAAAGCACGUAAAAAAUCUCCGAAAGUUGAGAAAAAAUCAGAGCAACCGGCUAAAGGAGCGGGAGGAAGCAAACCGGGUGAUAAAACUGUACAGAGUAAACCAGUGAUCGAAACGUCAACUUCAAAAAGUCUAAUAGAUUGGGCACUGUAUUUACCGAACGAAGACACGUUAGCCACCUUUGCACUUCCAACAGCUAAACAACGUGGUAUUAAUCGAAAUACUAUAUCGAAACCAUUAUUAUCAUUUUAUUAUUUUGAUAUGCUAAUAAAUCUUUUACGUGAAUAUGGUUUUAAUCAUUUUUGCUUGCCAAUACUCAGUUUAAUGCGUCUAAUUGGACAUUCCAUAGUUCAAAGCGCAGCUAUGAAAACUUAUGUUCUUUUACGAAUUCAACAAGUUUGUCAAGAAUUAAAUUUAAUUGAUUCAAUGCAGCAAGUAGCUCUUUUAGCACGACCAUAUGGAAUCAAAGAAGAAGAUUUGGCAACUUCUCGUUCUGAAAUGCUUAUUUACACAAAAUUACUUGUUCAACAAACCGAAGAAGAGGCGCAAUUUGAAACAAUGAUUGGUACAAGAAGUGAAGCUAAGUCUUAUGCAACAUCAGCAUAUUCAAAUAAAAAUUCUUCUACACUCGCCGCUACUGAUGAUAAAUCAAUAAUAUCGUGCGAAUUACCUGGUGAUAAACAGACAUUAAAUAAAUUAAUUCUUAGAAAUAUUUGGUUACAAACAGCACAAAUUCUAUUUGAACUCAACUAUAUUCAUGAAGCAAAAGAUGUUUUACAAGAAGUUCUAAAAAGUGCAAAAAUAUACGAUGAUAGUAUAACGGAGAAAAAAGCGUGUGUACUACUAGGUGAAAUUGCUUUACAUGAAAAACGAUUCGAACAAGCGAUUGAAUUAGCCAUACAAGGACAAAAAUUGCCAAUAGAUGAAACUCAUUGGUUUCGUUCUGUAGCGGUAAUUUCUGAUGCUUUAGCACAACAGAAUACAUUGGACGAUUCGUAUGCUUAUAAAAAAAGGAAAGCCAUUUUAGAAACAGCGAUUAAACGUUUAGAAACUAUUGCACAAUUAAAGAUAAAUAAAGUUUAUAGUAUUGCUUAUGCUGCUUCACUUUUAACAGCAAGAAAAAAUCAAUUAUUACAUUCGUUAAUAUUGACAAAAUGUACCGAUUCUCUCGAUAAUUCAAUGUACUACAGUUUUCAAGAAAUUAUUCAACGUAACGAUAUAAUAUAUGAUAAUUUAUUGGGUCUUAAUCAUGAAUUUGAUGCAGCUGAAAUAAUGUUAAAAUCAAUUGAAAUUAUUCGAAAACUUGCACAAGAUUCACGCACUAAUGGGCAAAAACGAAAUUAUUUGAUCGAAAUAGCACCGAUGCAAUUUCCAAUUCAACGUCAACUGGUUCAAAUUCAACUAAAUUUAAGCUCAAUAUUUAUCGAUCUAUUAGAAAUAUACGCAUGGGAUUGUUUGCAAGAGAGAAAAAGACGAAAAUAUACGAAUGCUGUUAAUUUAGCUGUUGAAGAUUUUGUUGAACAAGAAAAAACAGUUGAAACUGAUACAAUAAAAUGGAAAGAAAUAGCAAAAAUAUUACCAGACAAAUUAACUGUAUCACUUAUGAGUAUUAUGGAGUUAAGUGGAGGCGGUAGUGAUAAACCUGUUAAAGCAAAGGUUCUAUUUUAUUUGGGGAAAGUAUAUUCGAUACUUGGACAUAAUUUUGGCAUAGAAUAUCCAUUAGAAUGGCAACCAAAAAUAAAAGAUAUAUUAUCAAAAAUGGCUGAAGUUGUUGAAAAACCAUCAUCUAAAGCAAAAUUACGUAAUGAAUCGGUGGAUUCUAAAUCGAGUAUAUUGAAUCAAACGUCACCUGUUAUCGAAAAUGAAAAUGAAUUACGUUCAAUUAUAUUACAACAAAAAGAAGAGUUAAAUAAUUCAUUGCAAUUGUUAGGACAGUCUAUGGAAUGUUGUUUACAAUCACUUAACAUCGCUCUAACAAUUCAAGAUAAAGAACUCAUUCGUGAUACAAGUCUUCUAUUAUGUGAUACCAUUGGACAAUUUGAUCCAGUGAACAGUAUCAUUUAUUUAGCACUAAGUCAAAGUGCAUCAACAUCUUUAUAUACCGAAUCGGUGCUAAGACGUUCAUGUUCAAUUCCAAGUAAUUCGGAACUAUCAUCUCUUUUGAAAAUGAUCGAUCGUAUUAAACAACAACAAAUAUUAUCGAAUUCACAAUAUGGACUUGUUCAACGAAAUAUUACAGAAACACUUAAAACUUCCAGUCCAUGGAAAUUUAUGACAAUUAAAUCUCAAUAUUAUGAAUUAACAAAAGAUAUGCCAACAUCAUUUAAUUACGUUAUUUUACAACAUUCGACUACUGGAAAUCAUUUAUAUGCAUCAAUCUUUAAUAAGUCAAAAUUGACGCAAACAGCCAGUAAAACAAGUGGAGGAAAAGGCACAGGAGGUCAAGUACAACAGGCUAGUGGUAUAGUAAUACCUCAAAUAAUAAAAGUUGAAGUUGAUCGAGAAAAAUUUAUUGAACUAAUACAAGAAUUUGAUAAUUGGAAGUACGACUAUCAACAAUGUUUGCAACGUUACGAAGCAAAAAUUGUACAUAAAGCAGCAAAACAGACAAUGUUAAAUUCAGAACAAGCUGAAACAGUUGAUACGACUACAAUUGAAGAUUUUAAAUCUCGUUUUGACAACCUUCUUAAAGCAAUGAACGACUAUUUUACACCUAUAUCAUCACUUUUCACUGGUUAUUUAGACAUUGAUAAAACAUAUGAUUUGAGAUCACAAAUUAGUCCAGAUAAUUUAAUUCUACUUCUUGAUCCAAUAUUAACCCGUUUACCAUUGGAAGCAUUAGAAAUAUUUAAACAUGUUCAAAUUGGAAUCGACGAACCAAUUGAUGAAAGCAAAAAGAAAGACAAGAAAGAAAAAGAGCCUACUGAAAAUGUUGAAAUACAAACAGUUGAUCCUGCUAAUGUGUUUUAUUUCACCGACCCAGCUAUUUUCCAAGCAAAAGCUGAGAGUAACAAUAAAAAUCCAAGUGUAUUUGAUAUUCUUCGUCAGCGUUUUCCACAGUUAGUUGCAAAAUGGAAAACAAUCAAGCAGGAGAGUUCAGCAUUAAAUAUUUCUGAAAUUGAACGGGCUACAAACGAUGGAUCCGGACUAAUCUAUUAUGGUUCAAAUACAUUCAAUAAUCUAAUUGGUCAUUAUAAAAUACCAAAUAUUUCUAAAGCAGGGUGUUCCGUAAUAUGUUCAUUCGAUCGUACAUCAACAAGUUCAAGUUUUGUUAAUGAAACGAAUCGUAACACAAUUCAAAAUUGGAAUGAAAUUCAAUUAGAUCGUUCAACGGAAAAUGCUCUGUUAUUAAGUUGUGGCGCAUUUAAAUUAAUUUUACAAAAUCAGUGGACAGCUACGCUAAAUGAGAAUGAAACUUCAAUUAUAAAUACAUUCACAGAUGUUGCAACGUUAAAAUGUUCUUUGGGACAAGCUCUACGUUUAACUGUCUAUCCUUAUUUUCGUCCUGUUGAAGCAGAUACAACGACUGAGAAAAUGAAUGAUAAGAAAAAAGUAGCGACAGCAAAAGGUGGAAAACGUUCGCCAUCACCAAAAAGUGGAUCCAAAACUAAAGGUUCAGAUGCAGCAAAAAAAAAACAACGAUCACCUUCGCCUAUCAAGACAGAAACAAUCGACGAAAAUAUUCCAGAACAGCGUCAACGUCCGCCUAUAGAACUAAAAACCAUAAAUCCAGUCAUCUAUGGUUUGCCAAAUUAUACAUUUUUACCUUGA